AAUGUCGACAAAAAACUGUCUUAAAAAAGAACGCAAGCCUCUCGUACCGUUAAAAACACUCGACAUAGUUUUCAGACGUCGUUAUGUGAAAAAUACCCAAUACUACUUUACUAACAGAAAACAUGCAUUAAAGGAAGAACAUGGAAAAGCAAGUCGGCCGUUUCGUGUGCCUAGAACCGAGAAAUUACUCAGUUACAUAAAGUACAGCGACAGAAUUGAAAAAAAUAUAUAUAGAAAGAGGCUUUCCCAACCGCUGCACCUGAAAGACAAUGUGAAGAUAGCGGCGACGAGGGACUUGUCGAGACGGCUAUUCAUAGAGGAACCUCCCGACGAUGUCAGGGCAGUGGUUGAAAUCCACCCAGAAUUUUACACUGUCAUUGAAGGACGACCGUUACGAAGCUUUGACGAUAUCAAGGUAUACGUUCAAAAUAUACAAAAUUAUGCAAUGAAUCGCCAACAAAUAGGCUAUCGUAGAGAUUUGAUAAUGAAAAUUGAUGAAACUUUGGUAGAAGAAACUAGAGAGCACGACAAGAUUGUAGAAAAUUUAAAAAAUCACAUUAAAAACUUUCAAAAGUUUCUUACCGAAGAUUAUAAGAAGGCAUGUGCUAAAAUUUCAGCAGCAGAAAUUGCCUACAAUGCUCUUGUUGCGAAAAAUAAUCAAUUUCUUGUGUUGGUUUCAUCUAUAACAAAAUUAAAUAACAUUCUGUUCAAACUAGACGCGAUUAGAUCAGUUUUAAAAAUAUAUCGCAGCUUUUUAAUUUAUGUGGCUCCACUUGAAUGGAGAAAAGAGUAUGACGAAAAUCUACGAUUGAUAGCAAGUAAGUCAAUUAUAUUUGUAACCGAUACAUUUAAAACCGACGAUGAGAUAGCAGAAACUGCCGAUAUAGACAAGAUGGUGGACCAGGCUAAGGUAGAGCUGAGUAGUCCUCUAGCCCCACAUUUGUACUUUGUAAAGCCUGAACAGAUGAUGCACUUGUUUAACACAAUGGAAUUACAAAGUAGAGAAUAUUUACAACAAUUGGCUAAAACUGGUGAUCCUUUUAAGCUUCUAAUGCGCUCUAUUAGGACACUUAAGAAAGUUACGAAAGUAGAACUCGAAUACUUUCAAUAUUACAUUGACAGUAUAAAUAGUCAAAUAACUAGGGAAAAGUUAAACGAAAUACAUCUUGAAGAAAAGUUUUACCGUAUUUUGAAUGAACCAUUUUACCACUCUGUCGCUAGUCCGGAUACAUUAAAGCUAAAAAUUUGCAUAGAAUUCGUAUACCAAGAGGUCUUUGGCAAUAGUGAUGAAGACCAUGAAAAUCUAAAAGAUCCUAUGAAAAUCAUGGAAGUAAUGUACGAGGAUUAUAACCUGAAACUUGAUUCACUGGACUUCAAAAUAGUGAACCAAGCUCGAAAUGACUGCUUUGCUCAGGACUUGACUAUGAUGAGAAAUGCAUACAAUGCAGAAAGAGAACUGAGAGCCUUUAAAGAAAUGACAAACGCUAUGCAUAAAGCGUUUUUGCCUCCAGCGUUAUAUAAAAGACCUGUAUUAAAAAAGUUUGUUGAUAAAAAAACGAGAAAAGCCCAAGCCUUGGCUGAAAAAAGAAAAGCGGCCGCAUUAUUGAUGGGGGAAAAGAGAAUUGCUCAUAGGUUUAAAAGAAUAACAGACGAAGAAAGAGAGGGGUUAUUGUUAUUUACGGAGUGGUGUGAAGGCACAGAUCCAGUACCUUACUUGAAAACGUAUUAUCAAUAUUCUAAACCAGCCUUAGAAUGGAUGCCUCGCCAUUCAAUGACCGAAAUUUAAAUAUCGAGAGGGGUAGGCAAUGUGUA
Cydia amplana is the source of this 1812-nucleotide messenger RNA. RefSeq lists its product as uncharacterized. The transcript has a single exon. Bases 2 to 1786 code for a protein of 594 amino acids. The record is from RefSeq and is a predicted model, not a curated record. Lineage: Eukaryota; Metazoa; Arthropoda; Insecta; Lepidoptera; Tortricidae.